Molecule: messenger RNA, 5281 nt
Organism: Cyclopterus lumpus (lumpfish)
Lineage: Eukaryota; Metazoa; Chordata; Actinopteri; Perciformes; Cyclopteridae
Gene: znf609a
Product: zinc finger protein 609a
Exons: 9
Coding region: 563-4459 (1298 amino acids)
Biological process (GO): regulation of transcription by RNA polymerase II
Cellular component (GO): nucleus
Source: RefSeq, a predicted model, not a curated record
AGGUCCAGUGCCUCUACUCCAGUCCAGGUCCAGGUCCUCUACUCCAGUCCAGGUCCAGUGCCUCCAUUGAUCCAGCGUUCCGGGCUUUGGUUGCAUUGUACCCGAACAGCCAUUUCUCCCACGGCGCUGUUGGUCUGUCUGUAGCCGUCUGUGCGUCUGUUGACGGGGGGAAGAAGCCCCUGGGAAUACCCGCAUCCAGCCAUGGCCGACCCGGGACUGCUUUUAAUCUGGACCAGGCCCCUGAAGUGACUCCCGACAUGUCAGGGCUCCCCGCUGCGGGAUGUGACCGUGUGACGGGCCAGUGAACUGGGAGCACGUUGGCCGCUUCGAUCCUCCGGUUUCUCGGGAGCUUGUUUAUAAAACUGUUGUUCGGGUUUUUCUGAACCGGGAUUACCGGGGGACCCCUAUGGAGUGCACGUGAGCGCCGUCCGGAGCGGAAUCUCUAACCACCGGGAGGAGGCAAUGUGGGGAGCUGGGCGGUGGCGUGUGUCCGGGCCCUGAGGAGGCGCCCUCCUCUGGCCCUCCUCUGGCCCUCCUCUGGCUCCGGGACGCUCCCACUAAGAUGUCCCUCAGCAGCGGCCCUGCAGGUGGGAAAGGUGUGGACUCCAACGCGGUGGACGCGUACGACAGCGGCGACGAGUGGGAUAUCGGCGUAGGCAACCUGAUCAUCGACCUGGACGCCGACCUGGAGAAGGACAAGCUGGAGAUGUCGAGCGGUAAGGAGGGGGGCGGGGGCAUGGCCGCCCCCGGCACCGUGGCCUCGCUACCGGACAAUAUCAAGUUCGUGAGCCCUGCAGGAGUCGCGCAGGGCAAAGAGAGCAAAUCCAAAUCCAAACGUAGUAAGAACUCAAAGGAGGGCGCUAAGGCCCCGGUCUCGGACGCAGCCAAGAAAGAGGUUCGGGGUCGGCCCCCCGGGGACCCACUGACCCAGAACCCCAACUCUACUACACCCCCAAGGGGGGCCGACAAGUCUGGUAAGCUCUCCCGCGCCCUCCCUGCUGUGAAAAAGGACAAAGACGGGGUUUCUGGGAAAAUUAAGAAGGAAAAAAUGGAGGUCACAGCCUCGGGAGGGCUCGGUGGCGAGAAGGACGGCGUGGCCCCCCUCGGGCCGGCGGGGGCAGCGCACACCGGCGGCCCCUUCGAGGGCCAACAGAACCCUGAGUCGAUCGCGGUGGAGCAGCUCGGCAACUUGGCGCUGGACCCGCCGGGGGAAGGCGAGCCUGAAGAGCUGGAGGAGGGGGAGGCGGUCAGUGUGAAGAUGGAGUCUCCUGUCUCCACUCCUGCUCCUCCUGCUCCUCCUCUCCACCUCCUCGCUCCCCUCCCCACCAGCAACAUCUCGUCUCCCUGCGAGCAGAUCAUGGUCCGCACGCGCUCGGUGGCGGUGAACACGGUGGACGCGGCACUGGGGACGGAGCCGGAGUGCCUAGGACCCUGUGAGCCAGGCACCAGCGUCAACCUGGAGGGCAUCGUGUGGCAGGAGACGGAGGACGGCAUGCUGGUUGUUAACGUCACCUGGAGGAACAAGACCUACGUGGGAACCCUACUGGACUGCACCCGGCACGACUGGGCCCCUCCCAGGUUCUGCGAGUCUCCCACCAGCGACGUGGAGAUGCGGACCGGCCGCGGUCGGGGGAAGAGGAUGCGUCCCGGCGGCAACACGCCGCUCAACGACAACAGCAACUCCUCGGACAACAGAGGCAGCGGCGGCGGCAAGACGCGCGGCGCCGCCGCCAACAGCAAAGGACGGAGAGGAAGCCAGACGGCCGGCGCUGCCGAGGACGCCAAGGCCAGCCCGUCCUCCGCCAAGAGGAAGACCAAGCCCGCCUCCGACAUGGAGCCCACCUCCAGCUCGGAGGACACCAAGGCCUCCAAGCGGAUGAGAACCAACUACACCGGCGGCGCGCUGCCCCUCCCCGGAGGUAAUUGUGACCGCCUGCCCCCCCCGCCGCUGGACCGGACCUCCCCCGUGCUCAUCGACUGCCCCCACCCCAACUGCAACAAGAAGUACAAGCACAUCAACGGCCUCAAGUACCACCAGGCGAGAGCGCACAACGACCACGACAUCCGAUUCGACCAGGACGGCGACAGCGAGUACGGGGACGACCCCACCCUCCAGCCUGACCCCGCCUCCUGCAAUGGCGCCUCCAUCUCCCCCGCCCGCUCCACCACACCGAAGGGACGGGGGUUCGACGCCCCGUCCCCUUCGCCGGGGAAGCCGACGUCCAAGGGAAGGAAGAAGGCGGGCGAGGUGGAAGGGGCGGAGCCCGAGGGGACGGACGGAGGCGAGGAGGCGGGGUGUUUGUCGGACGAGGCCAGCAACGACGGAAUGGACGACAGGAAGUCGAAAAAGAUGGCAGCCGGGGCCAAAGCUGAUAAACUUCCCCAGAAAGGCCUGAAGCAGGGGCGCCCCCCCGCCCCCAACACCCCCUCACCCUAUGGCAUGCAGGCGUCCUCCCCCGCGCUGGCCUCAGUGGUACAGCCCGUCCCCAAGAGCCCUCAGCUGAAGAGCAUCCAGUCCAAACCGCCUCCUCUGGCGGACCCCGCCUCCAGCCCCACCCCCACCAAGGACAAAAAGAAGAAGGACAAGAAGAAGAGGGAGGGAGGGAAGGAGGGGGACAGCCCGAAGGGGAAAGGGGGGAGGCCGGAGGAGGGGAAGAGCCCGUACUCUGACUCGUCCGAUGCUUUGCUCAACGGCUCCACGGAAGCCCAACAGAGCCGGCUGGCCAGCAUCAAGGCCGAGGCCGACAAGGUGUACAGCUUCUCGGACAACGCGCCCAGCCCAUCCAUCGGCGUGGGCAGCAGGAUGGAGGCCGGGCCCCACCUCAACGGGGCCGACCAAACCGGCAGCCCCGCCUACUCCGACAUCUCCGACGCCGGGGAGGACGGGGAGGGGAAGGCGGAGGGGGUGAAGGUCAAAACCGAACCCGACCAGGGGCCUCGGGAGGGGGCCAAGAAGGCCCUGUUCCCCCCUCAGGCUCCCAGCAAGGAAUCGCCAUACUACCCCAACUACGACUCCUACUACUCCCCCAGCUACCCCAACCCCAGCCCGGGUACGGCGCCGGCAGCGCCGCCUCACGUGGAAGGAGCUCAGGUGAAGGUGAAGAAGGAGAAGGAGGAGGAGCCAGAGGUUGAGGAGGAAGUGAAGCUGAAGGUGGAGCCUCAGGAGGAGAGGAAUGUGGAGCCGGGGCCCCAGCAGCUGUCGGUCAUCCAGCAGCGCUCCAACAUGUACGCCCAGCCUUUGUACUACAACCAGUACUACGUGCCCCCCUACUCCUACUCCCCGGACCAGGCCUACCACGCCCACCUGCUGGCCUCCAACCCCGCCUACCGCCAGCAGUACGAGGACCGGCAGCGGCCGGUCGACAAGAAGGCCGAGGGCAAAGAGCGGGAGGCCUGUGUGAAGGAGGAGUGGAAGCAGAAAGCCUCGGGGCCCCCCACACUGUCCAGAGCCCCCAGCCUUGCCGACCUAGGCGCCAAGGGGGGGCCCAACCCCAGCAAGCCCAAAGAGCCCCCGCCGGCUGCGGAGCAGUCCAAGUCGGUCAUCAUGGCGAAGGUGGAGGACCAGAAGGCGCCCGCGGCGCAGUGCGAGGGUCUGAAGAUGAAGCUGAGCGAAGCAGGGCAUCAUGGGAAAGAGGAGGCCAAGUCGGCAGGUGUGGAGCCCGCCAUGUGGUACAGACAGGAGCCGGACUCGCGCUUGUGGCCGUACGUCUACCCCAACAAAUACUCCGAAGCCCCUAAACCUCAGGAGGAGGACCACCGGUGGAAGGAAGACCGGGAGAGGGAGCGCGACCGGAAGGGGAAAGAGGAGAGGCCGCGGCCGAAGGAGGGUCUCCAGAAGGAGGAGGCCAAGGAGGGGGCGGAGGGCAGGACUCAGCUGCCUCCGGAGGAGCACCGGGGGGGAGGGAAAGAGGCGCGCCCCCCCCCACACAUGCAGUUCUCCUCCCCGCUGGCCCAGCACCACCAGGGCUACAUGCCCUACAUGCACGGGCCGUACGCCUACAGCCACGGCUACGAGCCCAGCCACCCAGGCUACCGGGGCAUGCCCUCCGUCAUGAUGCAGAACUACCCUGGCUCCUACCUGCCGGCCGGUUACUCCUUCCCCUCGUACGGGGCCAAGGUGUCGGGGGGGGAGGAGGUGGAGAAGCCCUCCAGGUCCAGUCCCACGGUGAAGCCGCCCGGCGAGGCCAAAGCUCUGGAGCUGCUGCAGCAGCACGCCAGCCAGUACAAGAGCAAGUCCCCGUCGGUCCAGGACAACAAGACCCCCCACGACCGGGACCGGGAGGGAGACCGGCCCCGGACCUCGCCCUCCCAACGCAUGUUGCCUUCCCAUCACCACCUGGGCUACCCGCUGCUGUCGGGACAGUACGACCUGUCCUACGCCUCAGGCCUCUCCUCCUCAGCCAUGGUUGCCAGUCAACAGGCCUCCGCCCCGUCCAUGUACCCCCCCGCACGGAGGUGAGAACGGCACACGUGAUUGGCCGACCUCCAUCCUGCCCAGAGUCAUGUGACCGGAUCACAUGAGGAAGCGUUUCUGUUUCGACAUCAGUUCAAUGGUGUUUGUGUACGUUUGAUUUCUCUGCCUGGACGUCCAGCCGGCUGCUCCGCCCCCACCCGCUCUGCCGGACUGCUGGGUUGAAUUCUGCUGGUCCUGCUGUUUCCACUGGUUCUGCUAGUUCUGCUGGUUCUGCUGGUACCACUGGUUCUACUGGUCGCAGACGGUUCCAUGGUGCUCGGGUGGGCGGGCAGCGGAGGUCUGGGCUCGGGGACAAAGAGGACCUGGUGGGUGGAGACGCGUUGAGGUGCUGCCGGUGGUUCAGAGGAGCAGCUGUUGUUGUGGAGGCGGGUCGAGAGGGGAGGAGGGGCGGAGCAGUCACUUCCUGUCAGUCGCCACACAGUUACUUAUUUUCUCCUCACAUUUCUGCGACCCCUCUCCCUCCCAGCCGUGACCUUUGACCUCUGUGAACUCCACCGGACGCCGUCACACCUUCAGCUGGAAGCUUCUCAGCUUCACAGAAGAAGAAGAAAAAAAUACUGUGGACAGAGGAGGACGGACCAAUCAGAGGGCAUCCUCAGACUCCUGCUCCUCCUCAGUGUGUAGCCGUACUGUACUCUGUGUGUGUGUGUGUGUGUGUGUGUGUGUGUAAAUACUGUACAGAGGAAUUAUUUUAAAGAGCCUGUUGGAUGCUGUUGGAUUUCCUACUCUUCUUUUUGUCUGGUAGCCUCUGCCUCUGUUUUUCUACUGUUGUUGAUCUGAUAUUAAACCUGUAGCUGGUGGAACGGC